Messenger RNA from Gigantopelta aegis, 8692 nucleotides. Its product is annotated as rho GTPase-activating protein 45-like. Gene Ontology annotation, molecular function: GTPase activator activity. The transcript has 31 exons. The record is from RefSeq and is a predicted model, not a curated record. NCBI's taxonomy places the organism in Eukaryota, Metazoa, Mollusca, Gastropoda, Neomphalida, Peltospiridae. The coding region runs from base 129 to 4190 and encodes 1353 amino acids. Gene Ontology annotation, biological process: signal transduction; activation of GTPase activity.
AAAGUAUGGCGGAAGUAGAGUAAUUUUAUGCACAAAGUUAAGAAAAACAACAUGCUGCAAGAUGACGAGCCCUUUAAUAACUUUUCUUUUCCGCAUACCAUGACUUCGUAUGUACUGCAACAAGAAAAAUGUCGUCCAAAGGACGGAAUCUGGCCAAAACUAUUGGAAAAUCAAUUAGGAAAAAGUUCACAGAUUUAGAAGGUCGACCUGACCAGCAACAGGAAUCGUUUUCUCUUGGUGAUACUGAUAUGAAUGCUGCAAUGGAUUUGAGAAAUGAUCGAGGAAUGUUAACAGCAUCCAGUCGUGCCCCAAAAGUUGUGAAAAGUGUGUCACUUGGAAGUAUUAACAAUGAAGAACCCGUUAUUGUGGACCAAGAAGACAUCAUAGCAUUAACACAGGAUGUCAAGAGUUUCUCUGAUGCCCUUGCAAGUCUCAAGACUGUCUUCACUGCAAAUUUGGAAGUUGGUGAUGACACAAGAGUGAUUGCUCAUCAAAGACUGGGUGAGGUUUUAUGUAUUUUGAAGAAUGUAUUACAGUGCUACCCAGCACUCCACUCCACGGAUCUGUUUUCAGCUGCAGGGGCUCUCAUUGGAAAAAUCAAGAAUCACAAUUAUGAAGAAGCAGCUGAUGACAAUUUGCUGCAGUCUUUCUGUGAUGCCAUUGACCAGCUGGCUUUAUCCUUCAGCAGCAGUGUGUCUGAGUACUUAAUGGGUGGUAUGGAACCAGAGAUGUCUGGAAACAACAAAACAAAGUCUUAUGACAACUUGGCAGCACUUGAUACAGAUGGAUCUGAAACUUCUAGCAUUGAUGGAAAAUGUGCUCAAAUCUGUGGCAGUGAUAUUGAUGUGGCACUGGUACGUCUAGAAGCCGGACUGGACUUAGCAUUGCAGAGAGCUAAGGCUUGGUCGAAGUAUGCAAGGGAUAUUAUGACCUACAUUGAGAAGAAAACGCAACUAGAGUUGGAAUACUCCAAAAACUUGAGUCGGUUAGCACAGUCUACAAGACCUGUUUUAACAGAAGAGGGAUUUUUGCCAUUACAGUCUGUGUAUUGUACUCUGUUAGCUCAGGAUACUGAGUUUUCCAACAACUGUCAGGCCACACAUGUGCUGUUGCAGACAUCAAAAUUUAUUGAGCCUUUGUCGACAAGGCGUGCUGAACACGACAAAGUGAGAAAGUCUGUGAAGGAAGUAUGGGUUAGAGAAAUCAAGAAAAUGCAUGACACUGUAACGAACCUACGCAAAGCUCAAAACAUGUACGUGUCCCGACAGUUAGAGUUUGAUAAAGCCCGAGAGCUGACACAGAAGGCUGAUGCAGAUAAACAUGACAAACGUAAGAAGCUGGAAGAAGAAGCCAUGCAUAAAGCUGCAGAAGCCGAGACCACCUACAAGGCCUGUGUAGCUGAGGCUAAUCAUCGACAACAGGAACUUGAGAAGGUUAAGUUUGACUUGCUUGGCAAAAUCCGGGAACAGAUUGAAAUGUGUGAUCAGACUAUGAAGCAGUUGACGGUAGAUUAUUUUCAGCUACUACAUACAGUGUCUGCACCACUUCCUGUUCAGUUUCACACCCUGUGUGAAAGCAGUAAAACAUAUGAACCUGGAAGCCAGUAUGCUGAGUUUGUACGAAGACUGCCUAUCCCAGCAGCCAGCACAACCAGACAAGAGGCUUUCUCAUUUGAAGCUUAUGUACCCGGUGUUAAAUAUGGUGAGAGUCGGAAACCCAGCACUCACUCUAAUGGCUUAGUAUCCUCCGACUUGCUUCCUUCCAACGAAGGCUCUCCGACAUCCUCACCCAGAAAAGCAGACAAAAAUCGUGCUCCAGUGAAAGCCUGGGGACAGUCGGGAGUACCAAACAGUGAUUCGGAUAGUGCCAAUGGAAGUAGUAGCAAUAAGUCACAUGAUUCAUCACCUAGCAACAGUCCACACACAAUGUCAAGACCUCACCUUGUUACUAGUCAUUCACUUGAUGAACUGGUUGAAGAAGACUCGAAAAAUAGUAAUGGUCAUGAGCAGAGACGUAAUUUGAUAAAACGGAUGUUGACGGUUGCAGCAGAAGAUUCAUUGAUGCCCUAUAAUCGUGGUCGGCGAAACACAACAUUUGGUGUUGACUUCCAGGAACAAGUUGCCCAGUUUAAGCGAGAAGUUCCACCAAUUAUUUCUAAGUGUUUAUCAGAAGUGGAAAAACGAGGCAUGGACAUCAAGGGUAUAUACCGAGUUUCGGGAGUGAAGAGUAAGGUGGAGAAUCUGUGUCAGCGUUUUGACAUGGAACCCGAGAUUGUUGAUCUGGAGGAACAACACCCAAACGUCAUCUCCAAUGUACUGAAGCUGUACUUGAGACAGUUGCCAGAACCUUUGCUUACAUUUCGAUUGUAUGGAGAUUUUAUUAAUGUUUCUAAGGAAAGCAUGGCUGGUGCUAUCUCUAGUGCUAAAACAGUGGAACGACUUGCAUCCUUGGUUCGCAAUUUACCACACUCUAACUUCAAAACUCUGGCUGUGCUUGUUCAUCACUUACAGAGAGUUGCUGCACACAGUGAUGUGAAUCAGAUGAGUCCUAGUAACCUGGGUAUUGUCUUCGGACCCACACUUCUUAGACCUGCAGAAGGUACUGCUUCCCUCGCUUCUUUGGUGGAUACACCUCACCAGACACGUGCCAUAGAACUACUCAUUUCUUCAGCUCAGACCAUCUUUGGUCCUGACGCUGACUACCAGCUGGUUGCUGGAGAAACGCCAGUUGAGUUACUGCCAGAUGAAAAUACUCAGCCAACACAAAAACAGAAGCCCUCAGGAGAAAAAGUAUCAGCAGUUUCAACCGAAGAAUCAUCAAAACCUGUUAGUACUGCAGCCAGUAUACCUCCAGAUCAUAUUGUGCAACCAGCAGAAGGAGAGACUCUUUCAGGUUUAGACAAGAAGUCAGAUUUUACUCUGCCAGGCAGCACCUCUGCAGAGAGUAAAGAUGCUGCAUCUUCUUCUAGUCACGUUGGCUGCCACACUGACGGGGAGGAAAGUUCGGAUGAUUUAGACCUGCAAUCUGAUGAUGACUUGCCGGACACAUUGCUUCCAGAUGACUCCCUGUCCCCACGGUCCGCAAACCCGGCCGUGGUCACACCACAUUUCAUGGCAGGGGGAGUAAGACAUGCCGUCGUCGGAUCAUCGCUUUCACAACCCACCUCUAGUCAAGCAAGUGGUUCUGGUCCUGUGCUCAUAUGUUCUAGUCUGAGUGACAUCGCCCAGCCCUGUGCGUUUGUUGGCAUCAUAACUGCAGCAGACAGCUCGACAUCACCCUCAUCUGCUUCUUCUACUAGUAGUCUGCUCACAGCCAUGGUCCCAGUCAGUCCCAUCAAGGUGGUCAUCUCUGAGGUUGGUGACUCUGACGAUGCUCAAACUGAAGAGAUCCAAGUGCGACAUCCACGACUUGCCAAAGCAACUGUUGUUGCACCAUCGACAAUAGCAGCUGCAGAGACCAAGUCACUGCCACCAUCCACUUCGCUUGUGUCUAGCGGAGAGAAAGCUGCAGCUUCUGAGAAACGCACUGUUAAAACACCAGCAAAAACAGCAGCAGCAUCAGGCGGAGACAAAGCAAGAGGAAUGAGACCAACUAGUUUGCCCGACUCGCCUAAAAAAUCUAAAGAAGCAUCUCGGUCAGAUGUGAAAAAGUCACACAGUUCAACUGCCAGCUUGAUGCAAAGGAAGAAAGCAUCCACAACAGUUGCCGUGGUAACUUUACCGAGUUCGUCUGGCUCCACUCGUGCUUGCUGCAUUGGCCGUCAGUCAACACCAACAUACAUCAUGUCCAAACGAUCAAGUGUUCCAGCUGGGGCUUCUGGAUCAUCUCGACCAUUGAGCUCGUCAUCAUUGGGGUCACGGUCAGCUUCCAGCAGAAAAAGUGUUGAAUUAUCAACUACUGCUUCUGCUUAUUCGAAACAGGUCACAUCCGUCCAAAGUGCCAGGAUGACAUCUACCAAACACAGAAGAACUUCGGAAGACACGCAGUUGACGUCAACAAAAACCACCUCGAAACAUGUGGACAGGCAAAACAGUGGGAAAGGGUCUUUGAAAAGGAUACAUGAAAAGAGUCAGGUAGAGAAAACUAUAUCUAACCCUUCUUCACUUUGUGGGUCUGGGGCUGAGGCGCAGUCUUCUGUUGGCAAACCGUCUCAACAGAUUAGUCAGGACCGAACUCCGCGAUUUGUCUAGUCGUGGGCUCUGUGUUCAAAGACAGGGCCAAUAGACAUUUAUAUCGUAAACUGGUAUUGUAGACUUGCAUAUAAAUAUACAUACAUAUAUAUAUAUAUACACACACAUCGCCGUUUUAAUAUAUCUUCAUAACAUAAUGAUCAUUACCACUGACACCUAGGAACACCAUAAUUCUUGUGCAAUAUUAUUAGUGCUGAAUGUGAUGGAGCCGAUUAGUUUCUCUAACUUGUGAUAAAUGGCUACACUAGACGCUGGUCCAGGAAACUGAGACGCACCAUAAUAAACGUGGAACCACGAUUUCUGUGGAUGAAAACAUUUCUGUGCUUUUGUAGAUUUUUUAUUUCAAUGUUUUAACUUCUUCUUUUUUUUUUCCCAAAGAAGCUACUGUCAUUUUCUGCUAUGUGAUUAUUUGUUAGGUUUUGUAAUCAUGUUCAUACAACAGUGUUGACACAAUUCAUCUGUUAAAAUGUUAAUUUAUAGGUUAUGUGAAUGUAGAAAAAAAUAUAGUCUAGGAAGUUGUCGAAAAAUAUAUAGUGUUUGUAAUAUGUAGAGUAUGCGUAUAGGAAAUAAUGUUUUACACUUUGCUCUUUCAUUUCUUGUUUCCUUCUGUCAGCAAUAUAUUUGGUUGUAGUCAUUCAUCCACAACAUUUUCACAUCCAAUUCUUUCCUUCCUUCUUCAAAAUUUAAAUUUUUAUAUAUUAUGCCAGUUCUAUGUCUUUUACUUAGUGAAUGGUUCAGGAAAUAAAAUUCAGCCAAGUUUCUAGACCAAAUUACAACAUAAGGGCCAACAUGUGUAUACCUAAAAGAAGAUGGUAAAAAUAUUAACGUUACUGUGAACAGUCAUCAUAACUAGUACUUACACUGUUUCUUGGUUGCAUCAUGUAGGUUCAGAGCUUGUAGGAGAAUAUCAAACUGGGUAUUGUAAAUUUUAACAUAUUAGAGAGUGAAUUAGGCUGGGAGUAACAGUGCUUCAAGUCCCUUUAUUUAGCAUGUAAUAGAGUUUUCCAUCGUGACAAGGAAUGUAAUAUCUUUUUGAUUCCAGAAUAUUUGAUAUUUCUGUUUAGUACAUACAUGUUUUAAUUUUGAAAUAUCUCAGAUUGACUGGCAAAGUGACAGCUUGUGUCCUUCUUAAUUUUAAAAUACAGACUAGUUCAUCGAUUUAUAAUCAAAUGUGAGUUACAACAGAUUUAUUUCCAGUAAUUGACACCUGGUAAUUUGUAUGUGUAUUCUGUAUACUUUUGUGUUUGAUAAAAAUGUUCUAUCAGUUAGUCAUGUUAUAGAUAUAAUCAUUAUACUGUUUUGUUUAUACACAACAACAAAAAAACCCUACCCCAAAACUCUGAGGGUUUUUAAAAAAACAAAAUUAUUUUUUUAUUAUUAUUUAUUUUAUUUUUUUCCACAUACAUGUACUUUGGUACCAAGAGGUAAAUUUUUUUUUGUCCUUGAUAAUUAAGUAUUAUUUUGGCUUGUUUUGACUUUUUGUUUGUGUGUAUUUAUUCAUGUAUUUGUUGCUAUCAUAUUAAUUUAGUCAUAGAUUUAUGAAACAUACUACUCAAAUGUUUGUUAUUUAUAUAUAUAUAUAAAUUUAUAAAUAUUAUUUUAAAAUAUAUAAUGUUGUUUUGGUAAUGUGACUGUAAACAAUUCAUGUUGAAUUUAUUAAUACAUGUAUUAACAUAAAAUUAGUAAAUCAUACUCUUCAAAGUUAUAGUCCUAACAUAAUGAUAUUAAUUUUAUAUAAAUAUCUGUUAAAUGAUAAGAAGAAUUCUCAGUGAAUCAUCCUGAUAAUAAUAAUAUCAGUUGUUGGUGGGCUUUUCUUCAAAUCAGGGCUUGCACUUCGUUUUAUUUCUAUUAUUUGUAAAAAAAAAUUAAAGCCAAAAGGUAAAAUGGGCUUAUUGUAAUGUUUCAGAAAUAGAUCAUACGAUAGUUUAAAACAUGCCAUUUCUACAACUUUAUUGUGCAUAUAAAGUUGAAGAAAACAAAUUAAUGCUGUGACUUUGCCAUACUGUUAUUACCGUUAACAAGAAGGAAAACUAGAACAACAAACACAUAUUGUCUGAACAUAUUUCAGUGGUUAUUGCUAGAACACCAGAGUGAGUUUUAAAGACUCAACGAGUAAGUAUUAGAUCACUACACCCUCUUUUUUCUCACUAACCAAUUAACAACUGUCCAGGACAGACAGCCCAGAUAACUAAGGUGUGCAUCCAGGACAGCGUGCUUGAACCUUAAUUGGAUAUAAGCAUGGAAAUAAAUUGAAAAAAAAUGAAUGUGCAGUCAGUGGUGUUCAAUCAUGUCAUGAAACACUCAACAGUAGCAAGCAGUCUCAAAAUAUUGGUUUGCAAGUCAUGGAUGACUGAUACAUUACUUGGGGCUGUUUUACUUUAAAAUAUAUUGAGACUGGGUUUGAAAAUAUUAGGUAACUCUUGACCAUCCUCCCAUAUCAUUUCAUAAUGCAUCCCUUGAUACCACCUUCCAGUGAGUGUUGAACAGGCCCUUAAUUUAUGAAAUGCAUUCCUAGCAAUUUUUCUGUUGCAAAUUUAGUAUAAUUACUAUUACUAUUAUUAAAAUUAUUAAAAGGAAAUAUUAAUAGUAUUGUUACUAUAAAUCAAUAAUGGACAUGAAAUAUAAAUAGAAUAUUAAUUAAAGAUAUACUGUUUAAAAUAUAGCAAACAAAAAUAAAAUGAUUAUUAAUAAAAUUAUAAAUGAAACAAGUCUAGGUUGGUAAAGUAGCAUUUUACGUAUUGUUUAAUGACAACUCUGCUAACAAAAUAUAUUUCAGUGUAACUUACCUGAAAUAGUAAAUUGUCAUACAACUGUGAUAUAAAAGAUAAUAAAUAAAUUACUAUACUAGUCAAACUUCUGCCCAGAGUGAAAUAAACUUGACAAUAGCAGCUAUAUAAUUAUGUCACAAUAUUAAUGUAUCUUUUAUUUUGUUCAUUUAAGUUACAGUAAUUCUUGAAAACUCCAGCUUCAAGGUAUACUCAUUCUCGAAAACCAAAGCUCUGCUUAUUAAAUUAAAGAAGUUGCUAAAAUAAUUGUUUCUAACAACUCUCAUGUGUGUGCACACAUGCACACACAAUCUCUGUGACACACACUCAUCAACAGAAAUGGCCAUUUUGUUGGAAAUAAAAUGAGUACUGGUGUGUGACAUGUUGAAAGUUUACCAACAGACCAGUUCAAAAUCACACUCAGGUUCAACAUGUCAUAUCUCACAUACUUAAAAUUAUUUUUUCAAACAAAAAAUAUUUAGCAAAAUGUUGGAACCAUUAGUAAAUUUUUAAUGUUCUUGUCCAAGCGUUUUUUCUACAUUGUGAAAUGAAUGCUCAUGGAUACCUAACUAAUGCGUCAAAACAUCAAAAUAAUUUUGAUCAUAUGUAUAGAGAAUAAUACAUGAGUGGCCGUUCAACAUAUUCAUCUCCCACCCUUGAAAUAUACUUCUUCUUUAUUGCAAAAUGUUAAUGUAUUUUCUUGUUCAUAAAUUGUUAUUUAAAUGGUUAAGAUUUGUUGGUGAAUUUUGUAUUAAGAUUAUUAUUUAUUGGUAGUCAUAUUUUAUUUAAAAGAUGCUUUGUCCAUUUAUAGGUGGGUUAUUACCUGUUGAAAUCACUUAUUAAUGGGUUGGUGGGGGAUUCGGAUUUUGUUUAAAAACCAAAUAACUACAAAAACCCACCCAUCCUGAAACCUUAAAAUAUAAACACAUUUCAGACAAAUUGUAGAACAGUUUUCAUAAUACUUAAUACGAAACACGCAUAAAACAUUCUUAGGAGUUUGCAGAUUCUGAAUUAUGAAUCUUAAUUUUAAAAUAUUGGAUACACCUUGGUGGCACAGACAAGUUAUCUGUGGAAAAGAUAUUUUAACUUUUUAAAAUUUAAUACAUAACAUCAGUUGAUCCAUAAAUGUAUCUACAACUAGAGUCAACUACUUUAAAAUAUUUUGCCAUAUCUAGUAGAGAAGUAACCGACUAGGCAAAUGUUACACCUUUUCUAGUCAAAUCUCAGGUUAGGUUUUAAUAUGGUUUACACAUAUAUACUGGAGUUGGUGUUGUACCUUCGUUUUAUAAUGACAAUGUGCAUUAUGGUUGGUAACUUGUAUAUGUAGAAUUUAUGUAAAUUAUGUAAGUCAUGAGAUUGUAUUCUUCAUUGUGCAUGUUUUACUUUGCUAUUACUGUUAUAAGGUAGAUAAUUUAUUAUGGCCUACAUGUAUAUGCAAAAUGUCACAAAAAUUGUUGGUAGUAGAUUUGUGUAGAAAGUUUGGGAGAGGUAUAGGUGUCCCUACCCACCCACUUCCUUCUGUUGUGACUUGCUGGGUAGUCAUACAGUAUUGUAAUGAUGAGUCUAUGCCUGGACAGAUUUCUGAGACUCUAAAUGGGUGUUACAUUUUGUGUAAGUACAUUGAAGUAUACAUGCUUUGGUUUUAUAGCUUUUUAUACAACUCAUUACAGCAAUAUUAACAUGUACUAAACAUUGCUUUGUAUAUUAAGUAGUAAUAAUAAUGAAUAUUCAACUCAA